UUGAGAUCCAAAAAAGAGUUCAAAAAAAUGGAUUCCAAUCUCUCAUUAUCCUUCAUUAUUAUCUCUUCCUUCUUCAUAUUUCUGGCAAUGUGUUUUAGAGUAAUUACCCGACCCAUACCCGACCCGAAUAAAAAUCAUCCUCCGGGGCCGACGAAGCUGCCGGUGAUCGGGAACUUGCACCAGCUGGCGACAAGUUCGAAACUGCCACACCGAUUGUUGAGUGACUUGGCCAGAAAAUAUGGACCGGUGAUGCACUUGCAGCUCGGCGAAGUUAGCACCGUCGUGAUUUCUUCGCCGGAAGCCGCCAAAGAAAUCAUGAAGACACAAGAACUCAACUUUUUCAACAGGCCGUUAACCAUUGCGACCGAUAUUGUACUUUACAACCACUCGGAUUUGGUAAUGUCGCCAUACGGUGAAUACUGGAGACAAAUGCGCAAGUUCUUCACCGUGGAGCUUUUGAGCGCGAGACGAGUCCAAUCAUUCCGUGCUUUAAGAGAAAAAGAGUUUACGAAUCUGUGUAAAUGGAUCGCGUCUAGAGAAGGUUUGUCGAUCAACUUGACAGAGAAGAUCAGCUUCACUACUUGUGAUAUUGUACUUCAAGCGUCGCUUGGGAAAAAGACCGACGAGCUAAGAAAAUUCAACAAGAUAGCCAAUGAGAGCGCCGAGCUUGGCAUUGGAUUCAAUCUCGCGGAUUUCUAUCCUUCUAUCAGUUUGUUUCGACAAUUCAAUGCGAUAAAAGGCAAGGUAGAGAGGCUGCACAAAAAGGCGGACAGGAUACUCGAAAAGGUUAUCAAUGAACACCGAGAAAAAAAGAAUGAGUUUAAACAACACCACGACUUCGCCGACGAUCUUCUGAAGUUUAAUAAUUCGGGAAACCAAAUAAAACUGACCGACACCAAUAUAAAAGCCGUCUUACUGGAUGUGUUUAUCGCGGGAAUUGAAACAUCCUCGAUGACUACGGAUUGGAUUAUGGUGGAAAUGCUACGGCGCCCGAGUGUCUAUAAAAAGGCGCAAGACGAGGUAAGAAUGGUUUUCAAGGAAAAGGGAUUUGUCGAUGAGUCUUGUUUCGACAAGUUAAAGUAUUUGAAGUUAGUCGUAAAAGAGUCUCUAAGGCUCCAUACGCCGCUACCCAUAAUGUUUCCGAGAGAAAGUACGGAGCAAUGUGAAAUCUUCGGAUACAAAGUAGCUCCGAAAACUCAAGUUUUGGUAAAUGCGUGGGCGAUUGGAAGAGAUCCCGAGUACUGGAAAGAACCAGAUAGUUUUAUCCCGGAGAGAUUUCUUGAUAAUCCAGUCGAUUACAAGGUGAACAAUUUUGAAUACCUUCCCUUCGGCGCGGGAAGAAGGAUUUGCCCGGGAAUUUCAUUUGGCCUCGCUAAUGUCGAGCUUGCUUUGGCGAUGUUUCUCUACCACUUCGAUUGGGCUUUGCCCAAUGGAAUGAAACCUGAAGAUAUGGACAUGACCGAGGCGUCGGGCGUUACGUUGAAAAGGAAAGAACCAUUGUAUGUUAUUCCGAGAGUGAAGAUACCUUUGCCUGUAAAACAAGAUUGAUUCAUCUGAUCAUCUUCGAGCAACAAUCACUUACUAAAUGUACGUAUGCAUAUAUAUAUAUAUAUAUUUAUAUAUAUUUCGACAAGGAAUUUGUGGUCUGAUUGUUGUGUUAAAUUACAUCUUAGAUUUCUGUAAAAAUAACAUGUGUACGUCUUGUUCUUAAUGGAUUUGAUGUUCUUGUAAUGAAACAUACAUGUACGUGUGUUUCUUUUGAUAUAUUGAUAAGUGGUAUAUAUGAUAAUAUUUUGCUA
Messenger RNA from Andrographis paniculata, 1799 nucleotides. RefSeq names its product salviol synthase-like. The transcript has 2 exons. Gene Ontology annotation, molecular function: oxidoreductase activity, acting on paired donors, with incorporation or reduction of molecular oxygen; iron ion binding; heme binding. NCBI's taxonomy places the organism in Eukaryota, Viridiplantae, Streptophyta, Magnoliopsida, Lamiales, Acanthaceae. The record is from RefSeq and is a predicted model, not a curated record. The coding region runs from base 28 to 1548 and encodes 506 amino acids.